CAACUCUUUGCAUGCCUAGAUUGACGCUAUUGGAAUGUCAAAGGCUGAUUCACUCUUGGACUUCUUAGCCUCGAAGUAAGCCAUGUCUCUUAUUUCGGUAACAAUCUAGCAGAUUUCAUCGCGACUGUCAAAAAGAUUGUCAGCAAGCCCCCAUAUAAUCAAGCAUUGUGCCUGUUGUAGCUUUUACGGGUAGGACGCAGUGAGUAUGGAAAGUGGACUGUAUCAUCAAUCUCUACACAUCGACUUGACACCAUGACCAAUAGCACCAAGCCCGCAAUUAAUGGUAUUUGCAAUGAGAACCAUCAAGAGCCAUGUCUGUAUGAGCCUAUUGCCAUCAUAGGCAUGGGCAUGAGACUCCCAGGACGCGUCUAUAACGCUACCGACUACUGGGACCUCCUCGUCAACGGCAGAAGCGGACGUUGCCGAGUUCCAAAGAGUCGUUAUAACAUCGACACCUGGUAUGGCAGUGGAAAAGCUGGCCACGUUCCCAGCGAGUUUGGCUAUUUUCUCGAUGACAUCAACCUGGCCCAUGUAGACCCUAGCUUCUGGUCUUUCACAAAACAGGAGGCCGAACUCAUGGACCCCCGGCAACGUCUAUUCCUCGAAGUUGCUUAUGAAGCCUUUGAGAACUCAGGUUCCACGAGAUGGAGAGGACACGAUGUUGGGGUCUACGUUGGAACCAUGGGAGAAGACUGGAGUCAGCUUGAGUCUCGCGACAGUCAAAGCCUCCAACAGGUUCGCCCUGAUGUGUAUGGAGACUAUAUCAUUGCCAACCGGGCUUCGUAUGAGUUUGAUCUUACAGGACCGAGCGUCGUUGUUCGAACUGCAUGUUCCGCAUCUCUUGUUGCACUGCAUCAGGCAUGCCAAGACCUCCACAGCGGAGACUGUUCAUCUGCCAUAGUUGGGGGUGUCAACCUCAUCCUCAGCCCCAAGGACACCAUUAUCAUGCAGCAAAACGGAGUACUGUCUCCGUCAGCAGCAUGCAAAAGCUUCGACGCCGAAGCCGAUGGAUUCGCACGUGGUGAAGGUGUAUCUGCCAUUUACAUCAAGAAGGUGUCGGAUGCUGUACGCGAUGGCGAUCCUAUCAGGGCAGUUAUUCGGUCAACAUGCACUGCAGGAAAUGGCAGAACCCCAGGACUAACGACGCCGAACCCUGAAAUACACGAAAGACUCAUGAGAAGGGGACACAAGAUGGCUGGGAUCACCGACUUAUCCAAAACCGCGAUGGUAGAGUGUCACGGAACUGGUACUUUUGUUGGGGAUCCCCUGGAAGUCAGUGCAGUGGCCAACAUCUGGGGUGAUCACGGUAUUUAUAUCGGCUCAGUCAAGCCAAACAUCGGUCACGGCGAAGGGGCUUCUGGGCUCUCCAGCGUGAUCAAGAUGGUUCUGGCAUUGGAGAACUCCAUCAUACCACCAAACAUCAACUUCAAAACUCCUAAUCCUCGAAUUCCAUGGAAGAGUGCCAAACUCAGAGUUCCCACAGAGCCUAUACCCUGGCCAACUGAUAAAGAUCAGCGGGUCUCAAUCAACAGCUUUGGUAUCGGUGGUUCGAACGCCCACGUGUUGCUGGAAUCUGCUUCUUGCUUCGGCCUAUCAACUUCCACCCUAACGAACGGCCUAAGCUCAGGAACUAACGUUCCGAAAUACCAACUCUUACCACUUUCUGCCACACAUCCUGAGUCAAUCAGUGCUAUGGGCCACAAGAUUCAGAGUUAUUUGAGUCAAAACCCUGCAAGCUUGGGCGAUGUCGCAAACUCGUUAGCAUCUCAUCGAGAGAUACACCCAUAUCGAGCUUUCUGUGUGACCAACGGUAGCAGUCCCUUUCAGGUUUCAUCAGUUGUCAAAGCAACAACGGCCCCGCCAGAUGUAGUCUGGGUCUUCACGGGUCAAGGAGCCCAAUGGGCUCAAAUGGGCAAAGAACUUCUAGAGCAAGAGGGGUUGUUCAAAGACAGGAUCGAUGUCAUGGACGGAGUUCUUGCAGGUCUUCCAGAUCCUCCACCAUGGACACUACGAGGAUUACUAUCUGCUCCAAAAGAAGAGAGUCUCCUCCAUGAGGCAGAAUUUUCGCAGCCAUGCUUGGUUGCGAUCCAAGUCGCGCUCGUCGACUUGCUUCGCUCAUGGGCCGUUGCACCAGCUGCGGUAGUGGGACAUUCUUCGGGCGAGACCGCUGCUGCUUAUGCGGCUGGUGCAAUUACAGCCGAAGAGGCUAUUUUGAUCGCCUAUCACCGCGGUCAGAUCACUCGUCUCAUCAAAGCUGCACACAAUGGCAGCAUGGCAGCCGUUGGUCUUGGCAGAAAACAGAUUGAGGGGCUUCUUCGCCCAGGUGUCAUCAUCGGCUGUGACAACUCUCCAUCAAAUGUGACUCUGUCAGGUGAGAGAGAUGUUCUGGGGGAGAUUCUCCUAGAGAUCAGCUCUAAGCACCCGGAUGUUCUCGCCCGGAAGCUCCGCGUUGAGUGCGGAUACCACUCUCAUCAUAUGAAGACUGCCGCCGCAGAUUUUACAUCCCGCCUGGAGGGACUGCUUCAAAACAAGGAACCGCGAAUCUCGUUCUAUUCAUCUGUGACAGGAGAGAAGAACACAGACAUGUCUCACACAUAUUGGGUCCGCAACGUCAUCUCGCCUGUUCUGUUCAAUGCAGCGGUACAAGGAGUCCUAGACGAUUUUGAAUGUCCAAUUUUCGUCGAGAUUGGCCCUCACUCCGCCCUUGCCGGGCCUAUCCGUCAAAUCCUGAACUUCAAAAACAUGCCUGCCCAAUACAUACCGACGCUGGUACGCAAUCAGAAUGCCGUUUCAGCCGUUCUGAAGACUGGAGGGGAGCUCUGGGUGGCUAGCAUCAAUAUUGACAUGGCUGCAGUCAACCCACCGGGACAGUUUCUAACAGAUCUUCCGACAUAUCCAUGGCACUACGAUGAGGAGUAUUGGCAAGAAAGCAGACUUUCUCGCAGUUGGCGCUUUAGAACUUUCGACCAUCACGAACUUCUUGGCUCUCGCGUCGAAGAGAUUUCGGACGCCUGCCCUGCUUGGAGGUGUAUUUUACGGCUUGAGGAUGUUCCAUGGCUGGAGGAACACGUCAUCCGGGACAACAUAACACUUCCUGCCUCUGGUUUCAUUUCUAUGAUAGGAGAGGCUCUGAGGCAGCUUCACGGGUCCGUGAUCUUUACACUGGAAGCUGUGUCCAUGGAAACAGCUUUGAUUCUCGAUGAAAAGCCAGUCGAGGUUGUGACGAUACUCAAUCCGUCAAAGUCAAAGACUUCGAGCAAGAAGAUCGUUUACGAUUUCUCGGUUUCUUCACUUGCAUAUGGGAGUGGAGUAUGGGUCAGCCAUGUCUUUGGCCAGUGCAAACCCGGCUCAGAUCGGAGGCAUGCUGUCCCUGACAUGCCUACCCUACCACGUCAAGCUUCAGCAGAUUCAUUCUACAACACUUGGAAAAGAUAUGGUCUGAACUACGGUCCCAACUUCAGGGGUCUGUUUAACGUCAGUUCACAUGUUAGCGAAGCCAAGGCUUUUGCAAUGCUCGAUAGCAAGCUCGCAGGCUACACCAAUUCGCCCUAUUUGAUUCAUCCAGUUACUCUCGACACAAGCAUGCAUGUGGCAAUGAUAUCCGAGGCUCGUGGCCUGGAGCGAAACUUCCAGGGACUAGUUGUUCCCACUUACAUCCAAGAGGUGUAUGUUGCUCGACCAACCGGACAGAUCAAUGUUGUCGCUAGUGCCGAUAAUGAGGCAGAAGUAAUUGCCAAGAGCAAUAUUGUUGGAGUUUCUGAUGGACAAGUCGUGAUCGAGAUCUCCGGCUUGGAAGUCACUCAACUCAAUGGGGUUAUUAGCGACCAAGGGGCAGAUGAUCCUCACGCUGGUGUCGUUUUGAAGUGGAUGCCAGACAUCAACUUCACGAAGCUGACUCAACUAUUUCGACGUCGGGAAAUGGAUGCCAGUUACAGCGUUUUGAAUGAGCUGGUCUUGGCCUGCAUCGUUGAUCUGAGAACUCAGCUUCAGUUCCUUCCUGCCACGCAACCUCACUUUGUGAACUACAAGAGUUGGCUUGAUGCGUCAUAUCGCAAGGCUAUGACUGGGCGGUACGCAGAUGUCCUCAACGCUUUCGAUAUCGCAACGAUGAAUCACAAGACGAGACUCGAGGCUAUCGGUAAAAUGACAGAGACUUGCAAGCGGACUCUCGCGUUGGACGCCUCUGUGUCGAUCUUCCGCGUGCAUACCUUUGGCGCAGACUGCUUCUCCGGAUUGCCCCAUGCGAUGAAGCCACUCGCACAGCAUAGCCAUUUCGAUGGAGCUAUCAACCUCAUAGCUGACGUGGACUUCACCGACUUUGUUCGACUUCUAGGACACCAGAACCCAGGCUUGAGAGUUCUACACAUAGGCGCGAGAGAAAGCGAUGACUUACUAUCGAAGUUGUUGUGUUCCGAUGACAUCAACUUUCCAUAUGGUAGCUACGUUUAUACCGGCGCUUCCUCAAAGCCGCCGAAGUCUUUGAGGAACCGUUUCGAGUCAGCACCAGCUGUAACCUACAAGCAGUUGGUGAUUGACAUAGAUCUAUCAUCGCAGGGCUUGUCGGAAGAAUCUUUCGACCUCAUAAUCUCCGAACCUACGCUAUCCUCUUUCUCAAACGUCUCCAUGAUCAACAUGCGAAGACUGCUCAGUCCGCGAGGUCAUCUGAUUCUUCAACAUGCUAACCCCGAAUCCAACCUUCUCAGGUUCGCAUACGGGCUAUCUACUAACUUCGAUUUCGGCAACGGCCCCUUUGGCAGUCCUGAUAUGUUGCUGAACCAACUAAGUCACGCUGGAUUCGACAAUGCCUCAACCUUUACCUUCGCAGGAGAGCAUGGUAGGGUCACUGUCGCCACACCGUUUGCCGACUUCUCAAAAAUGAGCAAGGCCAGCAUCAUCUGUCAAGACCCAAGUCAUCAUCUGGUUGUUGCAGCAACAAGAAACUUAGAAUCCCGCGGUAUUUGCCCACAGUUCUUUUCCCUUGGACAGGAGUUGCCCUAUGGUCAGGCCGUUGUGUGUUUGCUAGAUCUGGAAGGCCCCUUUCUUCAUGACAUGGAUAGCAUCCAGUGGGAAAACCUCAAAAGUUCUUUGUCUUCUGCGCAGGAUGAGAAGUUCCUUUGGAUCACCGCAGCUUCUCAAAUUCACUGCAAAGAUCCAAGGUACUCUUUGACACUGGGUGUGACCCGCAGUAUCCGGAGAGAAUUGUCGAUUGACCUGGUCACCCUUGAACUGGAAUCUUACGACACUAGCGGAUGGAAUGCCGUGGCCACUAUCUUCGAGUCUCUUGGCAACCGUAGCAGCACUGGCGGCACUAAGGCGGAUUCUGAAUAUGUUGUCUCUGGGGGGUUGAUUCAAAUAUGUCGGUUCCACUCUGUCAAAGUUUCCGACGAUCUACGAGAGCGAUGCGAGGGUGCACCCAAGGUUUUGAGGAUAAAGAAGCCCGGAAUUUUGCAAUCUUUAACAUGGGAAGAGUCAGAAGCCAUGACGCUGAGCGAUGAUCAUGUGGAAGUCUCAGUGAAAGCUGUUAGUCUGAACGCUGAGGACUCAAAAAUCUCAUCGGGUCACUUCAAAGACAGCAGCGGCGCUUGCACCAAAAUUGGCCUUGAAGGUAGUGGUGUUGUGACAGCUGUCGGGCUAAAGACCUGUCGAUUCCGAGUGGGUGAUCGUGUUGCGUUCAACCUCAGUAGCUCCUUGGCCACUACAAUCAUCGUCCCCGAGUCUCUUUGUGCAGACAUUCCACACGCGAUGACAUUUGAAGAGGCUGCUUCGUAUCCUUACUCUUACAGCACGGUGCUCUAUGGACUAAUGGAGCUUGGCAGGUUGAGGAAGGACCAGGUAGGCUCUUCUUGUCGAGAUAAGCACAUCAUUACUCAGGCAACUGCUGACUCUCUAGACUCUUCUGAUUCAUUCGACGCCAGGUGCUCUUGGUCUAGCUGCUAUCCAAGUCGCAAAAAUGGUCGGUGCAGAGAUCUUCUGCACAACCGAGAAUGCGACACAAGCCCGUUACCUGCAGAAGUUGUACGGUAUCCCGAGCAACCGUGUCUUAAGCUUCGGCAUCACCUCAUUUGUGCCUGAGAUCCUACACGAGACAAAUAGCCGGGGUGUGGAUGUCGUCUUCAGCACGCGUCCUGAAUCUAUGCAGGAGACCUGGGCAUGUCUCAAGCCGUUUGGUACGAUGGUACAAGUACGACAUGGCGGAGGUCAACUGGCGGGUACUUUGCAGAGUUACCGCAACCGAACUUUGGUGAACAUUGACCUUGAGGAAUUGAGAAUCCAUCAGCCCGAGGAGAGUACUCGGUAGGUCCUUGUUCCUUAGUCUUGAGAUCUUCCACAUCCAAAGUUCAACUCACUAACAGGAGAUAUUGCAGUCUUCUGGAGCAGGCAUUCUUGUUCCAUAAGUUUGGACUCAAUAAGCCCCCGCAACCCAUUACAGUCUUUCCAGCUUCUGACAUAUUGUCAGCUUUUAAGUACUUGGGAAGUGAAGGGCGGAUCGGUCAAGUUGUUAUCAAGAUGCCCGAAAGCAAAGCAGAGCUCCAAGCUCUUCCCUUACGACGAAGUAUGGCUCUCCGUUCGGAUAGAACCUAUGUCAUCGUCGGCGGUCUUGGAGGAUUGGGUCAAGCCACGGGAAGAUUUCUCAUCGAAAAGGGGGCUCGUCAUUUGAUAUUCUUUUCCAGAUCUGCCAAAGAUAUUGCCCACUCAGCAUAUUUCAAGGAGCUUGAGUUUCUAGGCUGCACGGUUCAAGCCGUUUCUGGUAGUGUCAACGAGAUGACGGAUGUGGUGAGGAUGGUUGACUCAGCAACUACUCCAAUUGCUGGUGUGUUACACGCUGCAAUGGUACUCCAGGUAUGUCCUAAUAUGUCUGGCAGAUUCUGAUUUCUGAACAAAUACUUAUUGCGUCCCAGGAUGUUCACUUCGCCGACAUGACUUUUGAGCAAUGGCAGACUACCGUCUCACCAAAAGUACAAGGAACUUGGAACCUACACUACGCUCUUCAAGCACAGAGAGAUCCUCUUGACUUCUUCUUUCUCUUCAGCUCCCUCUCAGGUUUGGGAGGACAGAUUGGACAGGCCAACUAUGCUGCUGGAAACGCAUUCCUCGAUGCAUUUGUUCAGUAUCGGCAUUCUCAGGGUCUAGCAUGUUCUGUACUCGAUAUCGGCAUCAUGGAAGACAUCGGUGUUCUUGCCAGGGAGACCAAUCGCCUCGAAGCUCUUCGCUCAACUUCUCAGCAUUGUCUUCAUGAACAGGACCUCCUUGAUGCUAUGGAGUUGAUGAUUAGCAGAUCUCAAGCGAAGAAGGGGACUCAUACGCAGCCCUUAUUGCAUUCAAUGGGAGGCUACUUAAACUCGAGUCAGCUUGCCAUCGGAAUGCGGUCUUCGUCCUCCAUAAACAGAACCGGUUGGCAGCAAGAUCCGCGCGCCGGAUUCUUAGCAAAGUCUGUGUCUGUAGACACUUCUAUCGAUCAGCACAAAUCAGAAAACACUCUGAAAGAUUAUCUUCAGAGAUGUGUGUUGGAUCCCUCGCAGCUGGAAUCUGACGAGGCGAAACACUUCCUGGCUGGGGAGAUUGGUGCAGCAUUGCGGGGCUUCAUGAUGCGACAAGAUGAGGAAGUCGACCUGACAAUGCCGCUGCAAACGGAUUCCUUGGUUACGGUUGAGCUUCGAAACUGGCUGAGACAAAAGGUUGGUGUGGUCCUCAAUAUUCUCGAGAUGAAGAGUGCAGCGAGUAUGAUCGCGCUGGGUGGCUUGGUUGCGAUGAGGCUUUCGGCCGUGUACAGAAAUCGUGUGCAAGAUGUGGGCAUCAGCUGAAGAACUGAGAUUUAUUCACUUUGAGGUUGGGCUGCUUCAGGAGCAUCUUUCAUGUCAGGCAUGGAAAAGAAAAGUUAUUCCGGAUUUUUUGGUUCUAUUUCAAUACACUCUGAUUCUAGGAUGAGAGCCUAUACCAGUUAUUCCAAAU
This is a messenger RNA of Colletotrichum scovillei, 7950 nucleotides long. Its product is annotated as beta-ketoacyl synthase domain-containing protein. Gene Ontology annotation, molecular function: fatty acid synthase activity; oxidoreductase activity. The record is from RefSeq and is a predicted model, not a curated record. Gene Ontology annotation, biological process: fatty acid biosynthetic process; secondary metabolite biosynthetic process. The transcript is spliced from 10 exons. Lineage: Eukaryota; Fungi; Ascomycota; Sordariomycetes; Glomerellales; Glomerellaceae. Bases 253 to 6072 code for a protein of 1939 amino acids.